Messenger RNA from Momordica charantia (bitter melon), 2326 nucleotides. Its product is annotated as cysteine-rich receptor-like protein kinase 10. Gene Ontology annotation, molecular function: protein serine/threonine kinase activity; ATP binding. Gene Ontology annotation, cellular component: plasma membrane. Lineage: Eukaryota; Viridiplantae; Streptophyta; Magnoliopsida; Cucurbitales; Cucurbitaceae. The record is from RefSeq and is a predicted model, not a curated record. Gene Ontology annotation, biological process: protein phosphorylation; defense response to bacterium.
UCCUCAUUGCAUUAUAAUUUAAAAUUGUCCUCAUCAGAUUAUUAGUCUCCUUUCUUCAUUUUCAUUUUCCCCCAAAAUUUUGUUAGUUCAUCCCCAAACCUUGAAGAUGUUCAUGGCAUGAAAAAACAGACCCGACUCUCCCAAUUAAUGGUCACUCAAAAAUGCUGAAUUCUGUUAGUUUCAUCUUCCUCCUCAGUUUGGUAUUGAUUAUCCAUGGAAACGCUCAGACCCCAGUUCCAUACCCAUAUCGGAGUUGCUUACCGGCCAAUUUCACCCAGAACAGCACCUACCAGUCCAGCCUCAAUCUUCUCUUCUCAAAUCUCUCCGCCAACGCCCCCGGAAUUAACGGAUUCUUCAACACUUCCGUCGGCCGGACCCCAAACGACACCGUCUACGGCCUCUUCCAGUGCCGCGGCGACGUCACCAACACCACCUGCAAAAAUUGCGUGGCCUCCACCGCCAGAAACGUAGCCCAGCAGUUCUGUCCUCUCAGAAAAGCCGCUGUGGUUUGGGACGACGACUGCAUAUUCCGCUAUUCCGACCAAUCUUUCUUCUCCGCCGUGUCCACAGACCCAGAUCUGACAUUACUUAACACGGCCGAUAUUGACGCAGAUAAGGCUGGCUUUAACCAACUAGUGAUGUCCACAUUGAGGGCAACCGCGGCUCGGGCGGCCAACGCCACUGCCGUGGGUGAAUUGUUUGCAACUCAGCAGGCAAAUUUCACAUCGGAACGUACACUUUACACGUUAGCGCAGUGUACCGGCGACUUGUCGAAUUCCAAUUGCGAAGAUUGCUUAAGACAAGCUGUCGGUGCUAUUCCGGGUUGUUGCUCUAAUAAACAAGGUGGGAGAGUUUUGUACCCCAGCUGCUACGUUCGUUACGAAAUUUACUCGUUUUACGACCUCACGAGGGCGAAUCCGCCGCCGCCUCCGGCAACUCCCCCUCCCAAUUCCACAACACCACCGCCACCGCCACCUCCUCCACCAGGGGAGCACAGAUCCUCGAUUGUGCUAAUUGUAGCCAUCGUGGCUCCAAUUACUGUCUCCAUCCUGCUUUUCGUUCUGGGGUGGUGUUUCCUGCGCCGAAGAGCAAAGAAGAGACAUAGUGCUGCAAAGGAAGAUAGUGUUGUUAAUGAGAUGACCACUGUGGAAUCUCUGCAAUUCGAUUUCAAUACAAUCGAUGCUGCUACUAACAAAUUCUCAGAGGAAAACAGGUUGGGUGAAGGUGGAUUCGGGGCAGUCUACAAGGGAAGGCUUGAGAAUGGACAAGAGAUAGCAGUGAAAAGACUAUCAAGAGGAUCUUUGCAAGGUUCCGAAGAGUUCAAGAAUGAGGUUAUGUUGGUUGCUAAGCUUCAACAUAGAAAUCUAGUGAGGCUUUUGGGAUUCUGCUUGGAGGGUGAAGAAAAGAUUCUCAUCUAUGAAUAUAUUCCCAACAAAAGCCUUGAUUACUUCCUUUUUGAUCCUGAGGGGCAGAGAGAGUUGGAUUGGUUGAAACGGUAUAAGAUCAUCCAUGGGAUUGCUCGAGGAAUCUUAUAUCUACAUGAAGAUUCUCGCCUUCGAAUUAUUCAUCGUGAUCUUAAAGUCAGUAACAUUUUGUUAGAUGGAGAUAUGAAUCCAAAAAUUUCAGAUUUUGGUAUGGGGAGAAUUUUUCAAGUGGAUCAAACUCAAGGAAAUACAAGUCGGAUUGUUGGUACCUAUGGUUACAUGUCUCCCGAAUAUGCAAUGCACGGAAACUUCUCUAUAAAAUCUGAUGUGUAUAGCUUUGGAGUCUUAGUUUUGGAGAUCUUAAGUGGCAAGAAAAACAACACAUUUUACUUGUCGGAUCUUGCUGAAGACAUUUUGACCUAUGCUUGGAAACUAUGGAAGGAAGGGAUACCAUUAGAACUAUUGGAUCCGAGUUUGAGAGACAACUACUCAAGAAAUGAGGUUCUUAGAUGCAUUCAUAUUGCUCUACUAUGUGUUCAAGAGGAUCCUGGAUCUCGGCCUUCCAUGACAUCCAUUGUUCUUAUGUUGAAUAGUUAUUCUGUUACCUUGCCAUUACCUGAAGAGCCGGCAUUCUUCAUGCGCACUAAAGACCAUGGUAUUAUAAUAGAUAGUGAUCAAUCUAUGAGUAAGUCUAUCCAAUGGUCUGCUAAUGAAACAUCUAUAUCUGAAUUGCAUCCACGAUAGGGUGUAUCGUGUGUGUGUGUCUUGUUCGCAUCCAUAAAUGAUAUGACUUCCAUUUAAUGAUUAUAAUGAUGGAAAAUUCUUGUAAGUUUAAAGUUUAUAUUUUUAUAUUGUUGAACUCAAUAUGCAGAUCAGUGGAACUUUGAUAAUUAAGAUUUUAA